AGGAAUAUAAUUACGAGUUCUCACUUUACCCCACACCUUUUGCUUCUUCUUUACACAUUUAACCAUUGUUCUACAUUGAUGCUGCCCUUUAUAACUUACAACAGGUUUCAACUUUCAAAGGCGUUAUUCCAAACUCUCGUUUCCAAACACCACAUGUGCAAUGAAUCCCAAGGUGAGAGUAAGAUCACCAGAGGAAGAAGACGAAUGUGUUUAUCCAGAAAACGACAGUGAAUCUUGGAUGCUUUCAAAGUUCAUCGAGUUACUAUACUUUGAAGAAAAAGAGAAGAACGAGAGGGAAUGUGCAGCCUCAGUUUCGAAAAGCACUAGGGUUUGUCCUCAGCAUGUAACAAUGAGAUCCACCCCUUCAACUAAAGGAGGAGUAUGGAAGAGUGUGAAGAGAGUUGGUGAAAGUCCAAAAGAAAAUGCAAGAGCUUCUUGUGUAAUACGGCCACGUGCAGUGUUAUCUAGUCCUGAAAAUGAUGGAUUAAUUGGAAGCAUGAAUGAGUUGAAGAACAGUACAAGAUCAGGUAGAAAGGAAGAUGGAAGAGGGAAGAAGGGAGGAAAAUAUUUGGAGAGGGAGGAAUGUGAGGCAUUCAACAAAGGCAAAGCUCCUUUAAAAGCAAAAGUUCACUUUAGAAACCUUUGAUGUUAAGAAGAGGUGUAAGUGAAAGCACCGACAUCAAAGAACUUUCAUUGAGUUUGGCUUUUAUGAAUACAAUUUCAAAAUAGUGACCCUUAUAAAACUGAGAUUUGGUGCAUUAUGCCAAUAGAGUGUUGUGUAUUUUGAAAAUUCUGACAAUUUUUUGUAAUUUUUGUGUGAAUUGACAAUAUGUUAACCUGUUUGAUUCCAG
This is a messenger RNA of Vigna umbellata (rice bean), 851 nucleotides long. RefSeq lists its product as uncharacterized. Lineage: Eukaryota; Viridiplantae; Streptophyta; Magnoliopsida; Fabales; Fabaceae. The record is from RefSeq and is a predicted model, not a curated record.